This is a messenger RNA of Theileria orientalis strain Shintoku, 1128 nucleotides long. Its product is annotated as 4-diphosphocytidyl-2c-methyl-D-erythritol kinase. The coding region runs from base 1 to 1128 and encodes 375 amino acids. The record is from RefSeq and is a predicted model, not a curated record. Gene Ontology annotation, molecular function: 4-(cytidine 5'-diphospho)-2-C-methyl-D-erythritol kinase activity; ATP binding. The transcript is spliced from 3 exons. NCBI's taxonomy places the organism in Eukaryota, Apicomplexa, Aconoidasida, Piroplasmida, Theileriidae.
AUGAAACUGGCGAAAUGUGUAGCCUUCUUGAACGUGCUAAACCUAGUAACAGGGGACAAGAAUAAAAAUAUAAUAAAGGAUGAAAAGGAGGUGUUUAAAAAAAUUAAUAGUAAGCUGACAGCCAACAGAGCUGAAAACUACGAUAAAUUCUGGGAUUCCGUGAACAACUCAUUCGCAAAAAUCAACUUAACUCUGAAUAUUGACACUGGUUCGAAUGUAUUGGACAAAUACCUCAACUUGUGUAGCUUGAUGCAGAAGCUGACCUGGGGAAACAAACUGUUUAUAAAGGCGAUAAACAAGGAGGAAUCCCACAUUAUUUCAGACUGUUACAAUAAGACUGACGAGGGGGACUACCUGCUUUUAAUUGACGAUACACCUCGAGUUCCAGACGUCUCCACUGACAGUUUGUCAAACUUUCCAUUCGACAAUAGGAACAUAAUCGCCAGGGUUUUAAACAAACUGAGGAGUUCAGACAGAAAUUACAUAGUUUUGACUAAGAAGAGCAUACCCCUGGGAUCGGGCCUCGGAGGAGGAUCCUCAGACGCAGCCACUGUGAUAAAUCAACUGUUUAAAGGGAGACUGUAUGACCUAGCGACGAUCGGGUCCGAUGUGCCCUUUCUAGCGAGCAAAUGUAAGUCCACUGCAUUUAUGAGCCACUCAGGUGACACUGCUUGCGUGUUCGGAAUCGGAGACAAAAUGUACGAAUUUUACAAUAAAAUAUACUCGGACUGGGUGUAUCUGGUGAUUCCACAGGAGAACGUAUCAACUGAGCUCGUUUACAGGAAGGCGCGUGACCUUUUAAAGGGCGGCAAGAUUAGGAAACGCGACAUCCACAGGGUAAUAAUGGAGACGGUCAGGAAGGUCGAGGGACUAGCGGAUAUAAAGGCUCUGGUGCCUGACAACGACUUGGAACGGUGCGUUGAAAACGCAAAAGUGACCAGAUUGAGCAAGAUCCUAAAGAAGGCCUUCAGGAGUUUUGGCAUGACCGGCAGCGGAUGCUCAUUCUUUGUAUUCGCCGACGACGACUCGGAGGUAACCUCUAUACGAGACAAGUAUAAGAAGCCGCUGAUGAUAGUGAAAACAAAGUUUAAGUACGACACAGAGGAGCACGAGUACGAAUAUUUGUAA